Drosophila hydei is the source of this 520-nucleotide messenger RNA. RefSeq lists its product as uncharacterized. Bases 83 to 520 code for a protein of 145 amino acids. The transcript has 3 exons. The record is from RefSeq and is a predicted model, not a curated record. Gene Ontology annotation, biological process: transcription by RNA polymerase III. Lineage: Eukaryota; Metazoa; Arthropoda; Insecta; Diptera; Drosophilidae. Gene Ontology annotation, cellular component: transcription factor TFIIIC complex.
UUGUCAACGCAAAAAAACGCAGCGAAAAUAUAUUCGCCUCACUUUUAGAGAAGGUACUUUGAAAUUAUCGUCUUUCUUUAACAUGAACGAUUCUGACUCGGAAUACGAAGAAACCGAAUAUUUGGUGUAUGCUGACUUUAAAAAUCAUCUUGCGCCGCAUCAACUAAAGCACGAGGAUGCUGCCAUUCGCAUAAUUGCCAUUGAAAGCGACACUCCUAUGGCCGAGAUCAAUGGCAAUAUAUUCAAAGGCUCCUAUGACAUGACAAUGGGCACUAAUGUGUUUUUUGAAAAAGACGCCAACAGCGUAUUCGGUGAUCCACUUUAUGAGCCAGUUUGUCGACAGCAAUAUAAGUACCUAAAUAAAUCCGAGAAGGUCAUCAGAUUCGAUCGGGUUUACAUUGAAAAUUUACCACAAGAUAUUAAGUCGGAAGAGGAACAGCAAGCGGAACUGAAGCCACAUUCUCUAAAGUUAAAUAUCAACUAUAAAGAAGCGAUUGACAAAUUUGUCGAGGAACAAUAA